UCAUACGUAAUUAAUUAAAGAGUAUUAUAUUUAUUUAAUAAAAAUGGCAAAUGGCAACGUUUCACAAAACAAUAAUUAUAAUUUUAAAGUAGUUUUACUGGGCGAAGGCUGUGUUGGAAAGACUUCUUUAGUUUUGCGUUAUGUUGAAGACAAAUUUAAUGAAAGACAUUUAUCCACAUUACAAGCUUCAUUUUUAAACAAAAAACUUAAAUUAGAUGAUAAACAAAUUAAUUUGGCCAUAUGGGAUACAGCAGGCCAAGAAAGGUUUCACGCUUUGGGACCAAUUUAUUACCGGGCUUCAAACGGGGCACUUUUGGUUUACGAUAUCACUGAUGAGGAUUCUUUCCAAAAGGUGAAAAAUUGGGUUAAAGAGCUCAAAAAAAUGUUGGGCUCAGAAAUCGUAUUGAUGAUUGUAGGAAACAAAUUGGAUUUGGAGCAAGAUAGAAAUGUCAGUGUAGAAGAAGCAGAAAGUUAUGCAGCUCAAGUAGGCGCUAAGCAUUUUCAAACGUCUGCAAAAUUGAAUGAGGGAAUCGAAGAAUUGUUUUCAUCACUAACUCGAGAGAUGUUAAAUCAUGCAACCCAGUUACAAGAAAAGCAGGCCUCAUCGUUGGCCAGAACGAGUUCAACAAGACGAACAAAUGUGGUCAUCGUAGACGAUGAAGUCCCUCAACAAAAAUCCUGUUGUGGAACAACGUAGUAGACCCACUCCUCUGACCACUCUAUCAGUUAAAUAAAUAAUAUCAAAAGUAUUAAAGGUUGCAAAUAAACGACUAAACCGAGAGAGAGCUUGGAUAUAUAACAUACAUAAUAAUAGAUAGUCGGUGAAAAAAAUAAUAAUAUUUUUUUAACUUGUUUUAACCCCGUAGUCGAUUUUAAUGGAAAUUUAUUAGGUUUUUAAGAUGUUUUAAUUAAUUUCUAGUUUCUAGACUGCUUUGAUAUGUGAUUUUUGCUCAUUGUUGUAAAUAUAAUCGAUUGAUAAUUUUAACACAA
This is a messenger RNA of Ctenocephalides felis (cat flea), 990 nucleotides long. Its product is annotated as ras-related protein Rab-21-like. Lineage: Eukaryota; Metazoa; Arthropoda; Insecta; Siphonaptera; Pulicidae. Gene Ontology annotation, molecular function: GTPase activity; GTP binding. The record is from RefSeq and is a predicted model, not a curated record. The coding region runs from base 44 to 697 and encodes 217 amino acids. The transcript is spliced from 5 exons. Gene Ontology annotation, biological process: Rab protein signal transduction.